AUGUCGAAAACGUUCGCUUUCAUCUGCACCGGGCCCGGCGUGAACCAGGAUGCUCGAAAGGACGUCAGGUUCGCAGCACGAUCUCACACGGCUAAAGUGAACCGCAAUCGACGGAAACAAGCCUUGUCGCGCAGGCGAAUGACCACCCCGAUGCUGGGCAUGCAGCCCAGGCAGUCCGCAGCGCUAUUUGGAGCAUCGAAUAGCGCCAUGCCGGAUAUCUCGUCACCUGCAGUGGCCGAUAUCGUUGACUUUUUAUUCCGUAGCGUGCUCACGCAACCGUUCACGCCAAGUGAGAUCGGCCACUGGUUUCAGGGCUUCUGUGAGACGCCAUUGCUGUACCACUCGUGGGCUCAUCAUCGCUUCUUCGUUGAAAGUCGGAUGCGAAGAGAUCUCCCUGGCGAUCGAUGGCAGUCCAUGGUCUCAACGAGGUCCAGCGCCCACCAUCUCAUUGGAGACUCGCUCUCAGAUCCGGGUAAUGAUCGAGAGAGCAUCGAAAAGCUCCUCCUUGCCAUGGCACUCACCAGUCAGCAUGAAAGAGAUGCUUCAACAGUCGAUGAUCUACCAUUAUGCAUACCGCACAUGCUUUAUACCGAAGGUUUUGAUGUAUUCCGCGUCAGGCAGUUGGACGGCUUUCUCCCGGCCGCAGUAUCACUCAUCAGCCGACUUCCCGACGGUCUUGAAUCAUUGGUAGACACUGGGCUGUUCCGCAUCAUGUGCAUGGUUGAUCUCUUAUCCGCAGCCGCGAGUUUCGCCCACCCUUUCUUUCCAUGUGGCUGGGAACAUCCUUUCCACAUUGACCUUUCGACGACCAGCGACGAAGCGAUGCCUGGCCAUGGCUUCCAUCGACUUGGCCUGCAAGGCGCUCUCCCGCGGUCAACAAUAUUGGUCAAGCCCUGUCAUUUGGACCGGUUCAUGGCAAACUACGAUAAGAUGCAUCUCUCAUCAAGUGACUUCCAAGAUCUUUUAGCUUGGCGCAAUGCUGUUGUGCAUGAGCUGCUUUCCUUGCCCACGUGGGAGGGGUUGUCCGACGAAGAGAAGUCGACGUCAUUCCAAGGUCUCUAUGAGUGCUGUCGGCUAGCCGCAACAUUAUAUUGCAACGCUAUCAUAUGUGCAACUCCAGCGGGCAGCAGGGGAAUCACAGAGCCGUUGCGUCAACUGACAGCAUUUCUGGAGGUGUUCUCCACCUGGCGGCUGGAGUUAAGCGAAGUAGCAUUGUGGGCCUCGUUCGUGGGAGGGCUCGCUUCCUAUGGUACCGAGUACUGGAAACCCAUCGUCCGAAGCGCUCGAUAUUUGACGAAAAUCUGCGGGAUCUCGUCAAUAGACGAAGUUCAGACGGUGCUACAUCGCUGGCUAUGGUCCGACAGCGCAUGCGAGCUCGGUACAAGAGCUCUCUGGACAGCUCUAAGUGUGGAGAACGACGAUAUACGAAUAGAAUACCAAACAGAACAGUAA
Molecule: messenger RNA, 1452 nt
Organism: Zasmidium cellare ATCC 36951
Lineage: Eukaryota; Fungi; Ascomycota; Dothideomycetes; Mycosphaerellales; Mycosphaerellaceae
Exons: 3
Coding region: 1-1452 (483 amino acids)
Source: RefSeq, a predicted model, not a curated record